UAGCCUCGAAUCGAAGGAGAGAAAAAACGGAAUCAUUGGGCGACAAUGGGGGAUUUCAACCUUGCUCUGUUGAUCGUGGCGAUCGUGGUGUGCGUGAUCGUGUUCCUGGUGAACGUGUACCUUCUCGUGAACUACCAACAUCCUGAUGACAAGAACCAGGCAUACUUCCCCAAAUUCGUCGUCGUUUUCGGUCUCUCUGUCGCCGCAAUCUCCAUUCUCAUGCUCCCGGCAGAUGUCGCGAACCGGCAGGCGUGUCGCCACGCGAUCUACAAUGGUGCGUGCAACCUGACGCUCCCGAUGAAGACCUUGUGGCUCGUCGUUUACAUCGUCGAUGCCGUGCUUGUCUUCUUCGUUAUUCCUUUCGCAAUGUUCUACUAUGAAGGCGACCAAGACAAGAGUAUUGGCAAGAGGAUUAGGAGUGCAUUGUUGUGGAUGGUGACCACUGCUAUCGUGUGUGCUCUCAUUCUGGGAAUUUUGUAUGGGCUUGUUGGGAAGGUGGACUUUACUGUCAGGCAUCUCUCUUCUUCCACAAUGUCAUUUCCAAGCUCAUGGAGCCUAAGUAACAGUCAACAAUGCCUUGGAAAUGGUGCCCGUCAGUGUUCUGCAUAUUUGGCUAAUCCUUCAUCAGAGAAAACAUGGACCAUGCGUACUACCUUCCCUGAAUAUGUUGUUGCUCUUGCUACUAUUGUUGGUUCUGUGCUUUUUGCUAUAUUUGGUGGUGUUGGCAUUGCCUGUCUUCCAUUAGGACUUAUAUUUUCAUUUAUUCGGCGCCCAAAGGCUGUUAUCACUCGUUCACAAUAUAUCAAGGAAGCAACUGAGCUGGGCAAGAAAGCAAGAGAACUGAAGAAAGCAGCUGAGUCACUUCAUCAAGAAGAAAGAAGUGGCGCAAAGGGUAGGAAAUUUCGCAAAAAUGUGAAGUCAGUAGAAAAGGAAUUGUUUCAACUAGAAGAAGAUGUAAAGCUUCUUGAGGAGAUGUACCCACAAGGCGAGCAGGCUGAGACAACAUGGGCGCUAACAGUUCUUGGAUAUCUGGGAAAGCUUGUUUUGGGAAUUUUAGGGCUUAUUGUUUCUGUGGCAUGGGUUGCACAUAUCAUCAUCUAUCUAUUAAUCGAUCCUCCUCUAUCUUCUUUCCUGAAUGAAGUUUUCAUCAAGCUGGAUAGUAUAUGGGGUCUUCUGGGAACAGCUGCGUUUGCAUUUUUCUGCUUCUACCUUUUGCUUGCUGUUAUUGCUGGUGCAACAAUGCUAGGGCUGAGACUAGUUUUCAUUACUAUACAUCCUAUGAAAUGGGGAGCGACUCUCAUGAACUCUUUUCUGUUUAAUGUGGGCCUUAUCCUUCUCUGCUCCAUCAGUGUGAUCCAGUUCUGUGCGACAGCAUUUGCCUACUAUGCUCAAGCAACUGCAGCACAGGAAAUAUUUGGCCACACCUUGGAGUCUCUGCGUGGAAUUAAAUAUUUGUACAAGUACAACGUAUUUCAGAUCGCAUUUGUUGUGUUGGCUGGAUUGACAUUUGUGUAUUAUCUUAUCUUUGGAUGGAGAAGAAGAAAGCCUAGUGGCAGGUUCCAAUUGUCUUCAUGAGGUAAUGGUCUAAAGAGUAUGGAACAGUGUCUUCUGAAGGGAUCCCAUUGUACAAUCAUAUAUCAUUUAGAAUGGUUUUUAGUAUUCGGAUGUGUUAUGGCCUAGUUUUGUUUAUGAUGUAUCUUGAAUGCUAAUAUAGAGUUAGGCUGAAACAUAAUCCGAAUAGAAGCAUAUUCCUGCAGUGUAAUCAAUCAUUAAGAUGGGGUGCCUGUGUUGUCACUGAGGCGUCUUCAUUCUUUCUUCUCACACCUUUUGUAUGUAUUAUUCUGUUGCUUGGUUUGUGUUACCCAUUCUUCUGAUUCUGUAAUUGAAUAUCUUGUGCACACGUAUCUCCUGGGUUUUCUAGAAGACUUUGAUGUAAUUCAAAUCUUACCAAACAGAAAGUUGUACCAGUUGCCUUUUUAUGCUC
This is a messenger RNA of Arachis duranensis, 1984 nucleotides long. RefSeq names its product LIMR family protein At5g01460. The coding region runs from base 46 to 1575 and encodes 509 amino acids. NCBI's taxonomy places the organism in Eukaryota, Viridiplantae, Streptophyta, Magnoliopsida, Fabales, Fabaceae. The transcript is spliced from 14 exons. The record is from RefSeq and is a predicted model, not a curated record.